Molecule: messenger RNA, 348 nt
Organism: Symbiodinium natans
Lineage: Eukaryota; Dinophyceae; Suessiales; Symbiodiniaceae
Source: the annotation of a GenBank genome assembly
AUGCGUGAGUGGCAAGCUGGCCAGCCAGUCGAGGCAGCUUUAUAUCAGAUUAUGUCACUUAGCGAGUUCCUGGAAGAGCUGACGGUGACCACGAAACAGCCAGCAACAGAGGAGGGGGAGGAGGAGGAGGAUGCCAGCCAGGCCGCGGAGUCUUUCGAGGUGCCAGAAGCCGCAGCUGUCUACGUUCAAGAAUCGGCUGACACGGACCAGGACGAUGACAGGGAGCUCCCGGCACUCCUGCAGAACAACAGGAGCACGGAUGCGGAAACGCUGGAAGCAGUGGAAGCAGUCCCAGUCGGGCGAGACGCCGUCCUUGCCCACGCGCUAGGUCGAGCCGACCAGCCUUGA